AUGCCGACAACAGGCAGCCAAUACAGUGGGUGUCAAGCUGAGCACCUAGACGGAGACGGCACCGGAGAAUCGAGAAAACCGAGAAAGAUAAUUCUUUGUUUUGAUGGUACUGACGGAAAUUUUGGACCGCAACCAUUUACCAAUGUUCUCAAAAUAUAUCGGAUGCUCGAUACAAGUGACGAGAACUUGCAGCUUUGUUAUUAUCAACCUGGGGUAGGGACCUCCGUAGAGUUUGAUGCUAAUCUAAAUUAUCGAAGAAAACUGACUGUUGCGAACGCAAAAAACAGUCUGGAUUCUAUGUUCGCUUUCACAAUCAAUUAUCAUGUUUGUACCGCUUACAUGUUUUUAAUGCGGUGCUAUAGAAAAGGCGACCUCAUUUAUAUGUUCGGCUUCAGUAGAGGAGCUUUUGUGGCUAGAAUUCUAGCUGGUAUGAUUGAGAGAGUAGGUUUACUCAAUGAUGGACUUGAGGACGUAGUCAAUACAGCGUGGAAGGUUUACGCCUUAUGGGAAUAUGCGGCGCAACCCAGUCAGCCAGAUUAUACCACAACUCUAGCAGAAGAGUUUAAAAAAACGUUUUCCCGUAACUACGAGAUUAUUAUAUCAUUUCAAGGCCUAUUUGAUUCGGUUAACUCCGCCGGUUUUCUUCGAGAUAGACAAUUUCCUUUCACAGCAAGAAGUACCAUUGUAAAGCAUGUCAGGCAUGCUCUCAGUCUUGACGAACGAAGAGGGAAAUUUCAGCAACAGAAUUUUAUUCAACAUGCUGGAAAAUCUAACCGUUCUUCAAGCUUUUGGCAUAGUUUGAGCCGAAUCUUCUCGAAAUCUUCUGCCAGUGAUUAUGUGAAAAGUUCGAUGAGCAGCUUGGAUUCUUCUAAUCGCUUCAAUGGCUUCCCACAAAGUCGGCGCUCUUCCAAUAUUCGAGAUUCUGUUGCGACACUGCCUAGCUCAAAUUCCAAUAAACAACAGGCUCAACUACUAGUCGAUCAUUCGAGUGUCGGGCCAGCAUCGCUCACAACAGGAUCAGGCACACGCUUGAUAAACACCCCAUCAAUGUCUCCGGACAUUAUUGAAAAGUGGUUUCCAGGUGACCAUGCCGAUAUUGGAGGUGGAUGGAUUCCUGAUUUCAAUACUAAACAAUUUCUCUCAGAUAUGGCAUUAAGGUGGAUGCUUGCUGAAGCUGUUAAAAAUGAAGUUCGUUUCCAAAAGCACAUAAUCAGAGAGUUUUCAGAGAAGUACUCAGCAUAUGGAAGUGCUACGGCUCUGUCCCAUGAUUUGCUAAAUUUUGAAAGUAGAGGAACUGCUGAAAGCAGUCUUCUCGAACUUCAGCGUUCCAACUGGGCUCUGUGCUACUGGAUUCCGCACCGCCUUGCAAUGCUAUUCGUGAUGAAAAUUGCAUGGAUUUGCCGAAUAGGACCAUGCUAUACAAGAAAGCGCAGCCAAAAGCUUUUCAAAUCGUGUGACUUUGCGAAUAGUAGCUCUGAUAUGGCAGAGUCUCAGUAUGAACGUCGGCACGACUGUUCUAAGCGCAGUAAAGCAGGGCGAGGAAGUCAACCUUUGUGGCAAGUGAUUGGAUGGUGGUUUGUGGAAUGUGUUCCUAUUAAAAGAAAAGUGCAAGGCCAGGACUGCAAGUGGCGUAAUGCCUACGUGCCGAAUUUUGGUCAACGCCGUGAACUUCGCCGCGAUAGCGACCUACAUUGGUCUGUAUUUUGGAGAAUACGUUAUUAUAAACACUACAGGCCAUCCAAUUUACCACAAUAUGCAAUUGAUCUGUUGAAAGAAUAUUCAAAUCAUUCGAAGUGCAAGGAACAGAGUGAUGAUACUAAUUUUUGGAUGCGACUAGGUGGUUUAAAUAUCUUUAAGGGCUUGCAGGCAAGUAAAGUACCUGAAUGUCCACCAUGCGAAAGUGAUGACUACGAGCGGGUAGCAGCUAAAGCCCGUAAAUGGUUGGAACAGUGGGAAAGCGAUCAUUCUUGUGAAAUACCAGACGAUCUGGAGGAAGUUCUGAAGACGAACCCCGACUUAUAA
Lachancea nothofagi CBS 11611 is the source of this 2022-nucleotide messenger RNA. The record is from the annotation of a GenBank genome assembly. NCBI's taxonomy places the organism in Eukaryota, Fungi, Ascomycota, Saccharomycetes, Saccharomycetales, Saccharomycetaceae.